AUUCCGCUCUCGCCGCCGCCGCCGCCACCCCCGCCCCCCGCCCCCGCCCGGUCCCCGCCACCGCCGCCGCCGCCGCCUGCCCAGCGGCCCGGGAGGCGGAGGCGCGGGGGAGGAGGCCCCGCUUGGCUCCUCAGCCCCGGAUGCUGCAUGACUUCAUCCUUCCGCCGGCUCCCCUGCUGAGCUAGGGCCGGUCCGGCAGCAAGCCCGCCGCCCGCGCCCCGCCGCAGUCCCACUCCCGCCCCGCGCCCACCCCGCGCCCGCCAUGUCCGAGAUCCUGCCCUACAGCGAAGACAAGAUGGGCCGCUUCGGCGCAGACCCCGAGGGCUCCGACCUCUCCUUCAGCUGCCGCCUGCAGGACACCAACUCCUUCUUCGCGGGCAACCAGGCCAAGCGACCCCCCAAGCUGGGCCAGAUCGGCCGAGCCAAGCGAGUGGUGAUCGAGGAUGACCGGAUAGACGACGUGCUGAAGGGGAUGGGGGAGAAGCCGCCGUCCGGAGUGUAGACGUGCCGGCUCGGGCGGCGGGCUCCGGGCCCAGCCUCACAGCGGCCAGGAGCGCGGGCCGGCGAUGCGGCUGCCGGCGCCCCCCGCCCCGGCCCAGGCGCCCGCGGGCGGGGGCUGCAGGGCCGUGCGGCCGCCGCCGCCAGGCACUCCGGAGCUGUCCGCUUCAGCACCACGGCGGCCGCGGUAGCGGCGGCGCGGACCCGCCCGGAACCCGCCGCCGCGCUCAUGCACUUUAAAACCUCGGGCCGCAGCCCCACCCCGCACACCGGAACGGACACGGAGACCCGCGGCCCCCAGCCCCCUGCCCGCCCCCUCCCGCACGGCUCCCCUGCCCCGCCCCCCUCAGGCCAGUCUGGUAUGCAGACCGGGCGGCCGCCGGUGUCGGACCGCGAGCGGCCAGGGAUGUUUGGCUGCGUACUUGCAUGAGCUUUCUACCCACCUGAGCCCAGUCCUCCGGGCCGUUCCUCACCCUCACCCCUGUCUGGCGUGACCCCAGCCUCAGCCUCUUUCUAAGGGACUUCCUCAGCACAUUUGUAUUUUUAUAUCCGACUCUUUGUUUACUGGCUCUGCUCAUGGUUCCUGCCCUCCCCUCAGUCUCGGCCACGCUCUUCUGCGCCUGGCAGAUAGGAUGGGUGUUGAGGCUGGGGUGAGACAAGCCCCCCAACACGGUUACCAACCACAUGGCCAGUCUGCCCAGGCCUGACCCCAGGAGGCUCUCUGGCAGACCCCUUCUCCCCAAGGUAUCACCUUCCAAGGGCCUAGAUCCGAUUUUACCUUGGACCCCUGCGUCUUGCCCCUGGGAACCCAACUGGGGACUGCUCUGCACCUCUGGAUGACAUCUGUGGCCCCGGAGAUGUUCUCAACCCAGGGGUGCCCUUUGUAAAUGCUCCUCCAUCCUCACUGUACCAGGAGUGUGUGAAUAAACACAGACCUCCCUGUG
This is a messenger RNA of Rhinopithecus roxellana (golden snub-nosed monkey), 1442 nucleotides long. It is a transcript of the gene CAMK2N2, whose product is annotated as calcium/calmodulin dependent protein kinase II inhibitor 2. The record is from RefSeq and is a predicted model, not a curated record. The coding region runs from base 263 to 502 and encodes 79 amino acids. Gene Ontology annotation, biological process: negative regulation of protein kinase activity. The transcript has 2 exons. Lineage: Eukaryota; Metazoa; Chordata; Mammalia; Primates; Cercopithecidae. Gene Ontology annotation, molecular function: calcium-dependent protein kinase inhibitor activity; protein kinase binding.